UAAUUGUUCUGUGAUAUUAUACUGCUCUCUAGUGUUCAAGGAAACAAACAGCAACACGAAGUCAUUGGUUGUAUUCAUAUGAAAAUCAUGAUUACAAGGGGCGACAUCUGCACUGGAGGUGAGUGUAUUCUGUGCUGUGGAGACCAGUUUUCUUAGGAGAAGGUCAUUUCAGGGGAGGGUGCGGGGAACGUGCAGCAUCUCUCUGCGACAACUGCGCCAAAGCCUCCUGCAGUUUGGUGGAAAUAAACCGGACAGAGAAACGCUAAACAAAGUAAAGGGAUAUUCCACUGUGCACUGCCUCACAGCUAAAGCAUACAACAUCCAGACCUGAGGCUUUUAUCACAGUUCCUCGGUUCAGGAUGUCAUCCUCUGAAAAUGCUGCGUCAUGUGAAGUCUGUAAAGCGUCACCUUCAACUUCAGAGCCUGAACCCCUGAGGAUUGUUCUGCUGGGGAGAACAGGAACCGGCAGAAGCUCCUCAGGCAACACCAUCCUGGGCAGGUCCGCUUUCUGGGUGGACGUCUCCCCCUCUUCUGUGACCACACAAUGCAAGAGACAAACGGGGACACUGAAUGGGCGCAGCCUUUCUGUGAUAGACACGCCAGGAUUCUUCCACACACAGCUACGCCCUCAAGAGGUCAUAGCAGAGGUGGGGCGCUGUGUUGCUCUGGCCACUCCGGGACCCCAUGCCUUCUUGGUGACCCUACAGCCAGGCAGGUUCACACAGGAGGAAAAGGACACCCUGGAGUGGAUGAAGGCUACUUUUGGACACAAAGUAGUCAGGUUUACCAUGGUGCUCUUCACUUGGGGAGACCUUCUACUGGGCAAAGACAUCGGGGAUUUCCUGGAGGAGAACCACGAGCUGGUGGAGUUUGUCAGCAGCUGCCAGGGAGGGUUUCAUAUCUUUGACAACAGCGUACAGGACAAGGCAACAGCAUGCACAAAACAGGUUGUGGAGCUACUGAAGAAAGUGGACAAAAUAGUGGCUGACAAUGGAGGUGGUUGCUAUAGCAAUGAGAUGUUUAACAAAGCUGAGAGGGCCAUCAGGGAUGCACAAGAGAUGAUUCUGGAAGAAAGUGGACCAAAGGUGGAAUACCCUCAGAGGCUGACUGAAGGUAAGGAAGAGCCGGGGCCAGAGAGGAGGAGACAGAGGGAAGACGAAGAAGAGAGGAGAAGAGAGGAGGAAGAGGCCAAGAAGAGGGCAGAGAGGCUUUUCUGGUGUGAGCUGGUGACUGCACUGGGAAAAGGUGCUGCAGAGGGGGCAGGGGUCAUGGGGAAGGACAAAGGGAAAGGCAAGGUUGUGAAGAAAGUGAAGGUGGUGGAGAGAGCAGCCGCUCUGGCAGCAUCGCCACUCUGCAUCAGUUCCGCUGCAAAAAUGGUGAGUGGGGCUGUGAGAGAGGGAAGUAAGGUCUUUUACAAGCACCGAAAAACAUUACUGCAUUGAUGAACUGAUGGAAACUUGACUGCACUUUAUUAUGCAAACAGGCAAUUGCGUGGGAAAGGAAAACUCACUCAACACCGUGUAUGUAACGCUAUGAUUCUCUGACACUGAUCAGUUCAUAAGCAUUUUCAUUUGUGUAUGUGUUUGGGGAGUGGAGAGGAAGGCAAACAUCCUGGUAUACGUCUCACCAUGUGGACUGCUAACAAAAAGCAAAACCACACCUUUGAACUGAGUGAAGACACGUUAUAAUUUAAGUAAUGACAUAGAAAUGACUUACCACUCACCUCCCUGUCAGUAACAUUUUCUGAAAGCCUUUUUCAUCAAUCAAAGCUUUUAAAGAAAUUCAGGAUGUUGUAAUGCUAUUUUACAGGAGCCUUUCAGCAGCUUUGGCUCUAUCUAUUGCUUGAGAAAAAGUGCAAACCCUUUCUUUGCCCUCCGAUGACAAAACAUUUCACUACAAAAAACUAUCUUGGAAA
Solea solea (common sole) is the source of this 1915-nucleotide messenger RNA. RefSeq names its product GTPase IMAP family member 7-like. NCBI's taxonomy places the organism in Eukaryota, Metazoa, Chordata, Actinopteri, Pleuronectiformes, Soleidae. The transcript is spliced from 2 exons. The record is from RefSeq and is a predicted model, not a curated record. Bases 360 to 1442 code for a protein of 360 amino acids. Gene Ontology annotation, molecular function: GTP binding.